AUGUCGGAGAGGCGCUGGUCCACUAGGAUCAAGGCGAAAGCCGCAACACUAUUGCGACGAUCAUCAUCGUCCAGCAGACAUAGCAAGACUUUUUUGGUAACCGCUUCCAACCUCUCUGCCUCCACCCACGACCUGCAACCGCAGCGCUCCCAUCAUUCCCAUCGCUCUCACCAGCUGCAGCCCGUCGAGGGUGCCAACCAAGGGAAGAAGGCGGAGGAGCCCGCGGAGCCAAACUCUGCCACCACGUCCACCACAACCACCACGCCGCCUAUCUCCACUCCCAACGUCGCCUCGAACCCGCCGCCUCUCUCGUCUGCGAGUCGUCCCUCUAUCUCCUCCUGCACCGAGUCUCAGUAUACCCCGGACGAGCUAGCCAGUGCCGGCACCCCAGGCGGUCAAUACUUCUUCGUCCCGGAAUACAAACGGCCCACGUCUCCUGUUCAGCGAGAGGAGCAAUCCGUCGAUCAAAGCUCGCCCACUGAGACGGUAACAGAGGCAGAACCUCAACCUGAAUCACAGGAGCAGCAGACUACACCCCGUCGAUCGAAUCACGACCGUGAGCGUGCCCGAUCCGGGUCGAGUCGGAAAAGCUUUCCCUCUGAGCUGCUCAAUUUCCCACUCCCUCCGUCCCGGAAGUCCGACGCUUCUGCUCCUCUAUCUCCCACGAGAACCGAACCUUCGAGCGCUCCGCUGAACGCCAGUCCCAGCCGCCGCGAGCGUCCUGUCUCUGGUCCUACAGAGCAGCCGUCGACACCGCUGCAUUCUGUCGCGGAAAAAUCCGCUGUAAAUACCUACCAGUCCUUCCCGCUCGCUCCGACCUUUCCUACACGCCCUAGCGUUAUCCGCCGCCAGUCGCUGCUGCCUGCAUCUCACCAACACCUGGUAACCUCUAUACUGGACAGCGGCUCUUUCACGGAACCCGAUAAUAUAAAUAGGGAAGGCCCGACCAUGGGAUCGGGAAUGGGACUGCGCAAGAUCUGGGUUAGGCGCCCGGGUGGAUCGGCCACGCUUCUUCCUACGUCGGAAGAUGCUCUGGUCGAUGAGCUGCGAGAUCAAGUGGUUGUCAAGUACGCCAACUCGCUAGGAAAGACCUUUGAUGCGCCUGACAUUAUCAUACGCAUCACUACGCGUGAAGGGGUCAGGCUGCCGACCCCCGACCGCAUGCUCAGCCCGGAGGAGCCGUUGUGGACAGUGGUUGAUUCAUACUACCCCGGUGGCCAGACAGUAGCAGAAGCACUUGUCAUUGAGAUCCCUCAGCGUCGCACACCUAAACCUUCGCCUCGUCGCAAUGUAUACUUUGCCCAAGGCGAGCCCGGAGAGCAUGGCGAUUACUUUCCGCUUAUGCCGACCAAUAUAAAUCUUUCCACGCCUCCGACGCAUCAUUCGAACUCGGCGAACUCUGCCGCCACCCACGGAGCGCCGUCAAUAUCUAUCCUUACUACCGGCCACGCUCCCCCAGUACCAUCACCUGGGGGACGGUCACACCGACGACCUCCUCUGACCCGACAUACCACACACUCACCAACACUACGAGGGAUGGCUCAAUCGAAGGAAUCCGUGAGUUCACAAACGGCGGUUCCAACACAGCCCACCCCGCCAGUCGUGCCCACACCUCCUGGGCCACCUGCGGAGUCACCCAAGGGGAAAGUCCAUACCCCACCGGCGCGAGUAGCAUCGCCUCGCCCUGGCCCUGCAAAACCGAAAAAGUCCAACCGUGCAUCGCUGCUAAACGGUGCAUUCGGCGGCCUGAUCGAGGGCACGGUGCCGCCGAUUAACGUCCUCAUUGUUGAGGACAACGUCAUCAACCAAAGGCUCCUCGAGGCGUUCAUGAAGCGUCUCAGUGUGCGAUGGAAGUGUGCAGCCAAUGGACAAGAGGCUGUGACCAAGUGGCGCGAAGGAGGAUUCCAUCUCGUCCUAAUGGACAUCCAAUUGCCCGUCAUGAACGGGCUGGAUGCUACAAAGGAAAUCCGCCGACUUGAACGGCUGAACGGUAUUGGAGUGUUCCCUAAGAAGACAUCAGGCCUGUCCGAGGCGGAGGCCGCAACGGCCCAAGAUCGUCUCACAGAAGAAGACAGUCUACAUGACUUGUCUCUGUUCAAGAGUCCAGUCAUCAUCGUAGCCUUGACGGCUAGCAGUUUACAAAGUGACCGUCACGAGGCCUUAGCUGCGGGCUGCAAUGACUUUCUAACGAAGCCCGUCCGCUUCGAAUGGCUCCAACAAAAAGUCACCGAAUGGGGCUGCAUGCAAGCCCUCAUCGACUUCGAAGGCUGGCGCAGAUGGCGCGGCUUCGUGACCUCCGAGUCAAACUCACACGCGGGCUCCGGCCGUUCAAGCCCCGAGACGCGCAACGGCACGAGAAAGAUCUCGGCUGCGUCUCCGUCUCCCUCUCCUCCUGUCAAGAAGCUCAGUCAUCUCCGGAAGAAUGACCUUGUUGACGAUUCUCCUGAUAGCGGGGAUGGCUCGGACUCGCCUGCUAGCUUGCACGCGGAUGGUCCGAGUCCGUUGCAGGAGGGUGCUCUCUAG
Molecule: messenger RNA, 2523 nt
Organism: Aspergillus mulundensis
Lineage: Eukaryota; Fungi; Ascomycota; Eurotiomycetes; Eurotiales; Aspergillaceae
Product: Cytoplasmic response regulator
Exons: 3
Coding region: 1-2523 (840 amino acids)
Biological process (GO): osmosensory signaling via phosphorelay pathway
Cellular component (GO): Mcs4 RR-MAPKKK complex
Molecular function (GO): protein kinase activator activity; phosphorelay response regulator activity
Source: RefSeq, a predicted model, not a curated record